CUCGCAAGUCAGCCCAUCUUUUGGAUCCACCUAACUCCUCGGAGGAUUUAUAGAAGCCCCUAUCCAGCCAAAGCGCCGUGGAAACACUGAUAGUCUUUUUUCAGCUAUCUCUCGAAGUUACAAGCUUUGACCUAGACUAAUCCCGUACGAUAGUCGCAACCUUUCCACCAGGCAUACAUCCAACGCCUCUAGGAACAAGGACCGACUGUCUUCCUCCCGUCUCCUCCAACAAUCUUGCCCCUCAUAUAAUACAAGGUUCUCGGCCAUUAUUCAAAGAUGUCUAUCAAUUGCAGUCUACUCCAGUUUCCAAAUGACCCCACGGCCUAUGUGCCAUCCUACUUGAGUUCGCCGCCACCACCAACGCAGCAUCUUCCCCGAGCUUUGCCUUCGAGCACAUUCACUGAAAACUGUCAAAUCCUCGAAUCUAAGUGCACAAAUCGUCGGAGUGUUGGAUCUUCUCCACCGUCCUCAUCAUGCACCGACAGUCGGGUCAGCAAAGCUAAGAAAGGAAAGCGCGUGCAUGCGUGCGAAUACCCAGGAUGUACCAAAAUCUUUACCCGAGCCGAGCAUAGGCGACGCCAUGAAUUGAGUCACAAGAACAAAAAAUCCCAUUCCUGCACAUACAUCGGGUGCCAUAAGUCAUUUCAUCGCGCGGACUACUUGGCGCAGCAUAUGGCACGACAUGGCGGGGAGCCGAUUUCACCAAAAACAAAACACGCCUUGUUGAUCAAGACCGAGCCGGCCCCAUAUUCCCUAUCCGGCCCUUCACUCUCUCGGACCUAUCCAGCAAAGUCGCCAAUCACGAAUAAUGUUCUAUCAAUUGAAAGCUGCGGGAAUGGGAUAUACAGAUCAACCGCUCAAUCUUCAAUGCGGUGCUCACAGUGCUUCGGCUGCGGGAAUAACCUACAAUGUCAUGGGCAAGGCCCACAUAUUAACAACUAUUCAAACACUGUGAAUUACAGCCCCAUCUUCGCUGUGCCGAGUCCCUCGGGGCUUUGUGAAACCCACGACCCGAACACACCAUUUUCCUCGGCAGGAUCCGACUCGGUCAUUGAGAAUUACACGGGAAGUAUACUUCGACCUGAAGCAUUCAUAACACCUCUACAAACCAUGUCCCCACCUCCCCAAACGGAAGAAUCGAUGAACGCAUCUUUCUGGGAUGCCAAUAUUGACCCCAAUCUCGCCCCAAUGAGUCCCGCAAUCUUCAACAACGACACUCCAUAUCCCACUUAGUCCUCCGACAAUGGCGAUACAUCGCCUAAUGUACAGACAUAUCAGGCAAAACCCCCACCAGCUGCGGGCGCGAGUUCCCAGUUCUGAUAAGUUGCCAAUUGAAUUACGUCCAAAAUUAGCGCUCUCUUCUCGUUAUCAGUGGCUCCAUCAUGCAAAUUCAAAUUUUCCAGUCUGUGCUUGACUUCCCAGUCGUUGAUUCGCGGAAUCCACAGUGAAGUUUGUGCUAUACUACUUCUUUUGGAUCAGGGCCAC
Molecule: messenger RNA, 1485 nt
Organism: Penicillium brasilianum
Lineage: Eukaryota; Fungi; Ascomycota; Eurotiomycetes; Eurotiales; Aspergillaceae
Source: the annotation of a GenBank genome assembly